AUGAAUUCCAGUACUCUCUACUUUUUCAUACUUUAUACCUUACUCUUUAUAUAUAUACAACAAGUCUCUGCAUAUAUUAAUAAUGAAAAUGGAGUCCAUAAUAAGGUAUCAUAUGUAGGUAAUAUGAUUAUAUAUGAGACAACUUUUGAAGUCAAAUAUGAAUUACUAUUUACUUUAUUAAAUAAUAUACAUAGUGAAGUCUUAAAUGGAUAUUCUGUGUAUAUUUCAUGUCCUAAUAUUGUAUCAAUCAAAACUACUCAUCUUCCCAGAGGAUUAUACAUAUUUUUAUUCUUUAAACUUGGAAAGAUAAACUCUAAAGUAGCAAAUGAAAUAUUAUCUAGUGUACUCCUUAAGUUCUAUAAUCUUAGACAUAUAUUUAAUUUCUCGUCAAGUAGAGAAUUCCAGACAUUGGCUUCCUUAGAUAUUUCUGGGUUUAAUACAAAUUUAGUAAAACAAAUCAAUUGGUAUUCUUUAAAAGACAACCUAUUCUGGUUUAUCCCAAACAUAAAGCCUUUCCACAUAAACAAUAGUUCACUACAGUAUAUAUACUUACCCUUAAUUAAUGAGUGUUCAGGUAUUAACUUCUACUUAAAAAGUAACAUAGUGAAUAUACCUAUUGUUGAUUCAAGGUUUGCAUCUGUACAAUGGACAACAUAUAUUGAUCAAAUAAAUCAAGAAUGGAAGACAAAUACAACUUGGACAACUUUUGGAACUAAAAUUAAUACAGACUUAAUUUCGGGUCAUAGCCAAGGUUCUUUCUGUAAUUUCAAGAAAUUACGAGUAAUUAGAACUCUAUAUGGAAAAGGGUUACACAGAAAUUUGGAAACAGAAGUUGAAUUAAUAGACUCACCUUUAAUUGAAGACAAAAUUUUAGUACUAGAUAUCUUUCCCAAAGAAUACUUUAUUAAUUUAUAUGAGAUUUUGGAUUCUCUAAGAAACACAAAUGCUUCAUGUAAUUUAAUAUUCCCAUAUCACAGAGUUGACACUGAGAUAUCGAGUGAGAAAUCUGGAGCAAUAAUUAUAACAAGCUUUUGUAAAAAAUCAUUACUACCAAUACAUUUUAGAUAUCAACCACCAUGUAAAGGCUGUAGCUAUAAAGAAACAACUUUUUUUAACCCUACAGUGGUACUAUUUAAAUAUAACCCCAACGAUAAUAAGCUACUACACUGUAUAGUUCCUGAGUACAGUUAUUCAUUUAUUCUUAAUGGAAUUUUUAAAUUUCAAGAUGAGGUUUCAGUUAUAAAGUUGAAUAUUCCUGUAGGGAAUACUAUGCAUUUAAAUUAUGUUUACUUUUCAACUACAUUUAUGAUAUUAUUAACAUCUGUGAUAUCUGUUAUUUCAAUAGAAAGAUAUAAAUCGGAAUUUAGUUCUUAA
Molecule: messenger RNA, 1374 nt
Organism: Cryptosporidium muris RN66
Lineage: Eukaryota; Apicomplexa; Conoidasida; Eucoccidiorida; Cryptosporidiidae
Exons: 1
Coding region: 1-1374 (457 amino acids)
Biological process (GO): GPI anchor biosynthetic process
Cellular component (GO): endoplasmic reticulum membrane
Source: RefSeq, a predicted model, not a curated record